Messenger RNA from Parus major (Great Tit), 3362 nucleotides. RefSeq names its product chromobox 2 (gene CBX2). Bases 5 to 1579 code for a protein of 524 amino acids. Gene Ontology annotation, cellular component: heterochromatin; PRC1 complex. NCBI's taxonomy places the organism in Eukaryota, Metazoa, Chordata, Aves, Passeriformes, Paridae. Gene Ontology annotation, biological process: negative regulation of transcription by RNA polymerase II. The transcript is spliced from 5 exons. The record is from RefSeq and is a predicted model, not a curated record.
GGCCAUGGAGGAGCUGAGCAGCGUGGGAGAGCAGGUCUUCGCCGCCGAGUGCAUCCUCAGCAAGCGGCUCCGCAAGGGCAAGCUGGAGUACCUGGUCAAGUGGCGAGGCUGGUCCUCCAAGCACAACAGCUGGGAGCCUGAGGAGAACAUCCUGGACCCUCGGCUGCUCCUGGCUUUCCAAAAGAAGGAACAAGAAAAAGAAGUGCAGAAUCGGAAGAGGGGCAAGAGGCCCCGGGGCAGGCCCAGGAAGAACGUGGAACCAGAGAUGCCUGCGAAAACAAAGUCGAGUAGCUCCUCUUCCUCCACAUCCUCCUCUUCCUCCUCCUCUGAGGAAGAGGAUGAGAGUGAUCUGGAAGCGAAGAGAGGUCCCCGCAGCAGAGAGACGCACCCGGUGCCGCAGAAGAAAGCUCAGAUCCUGGUGGCCAAGCCCGACAUGAAAGACGCUUCCAGGAAGAAGCGUGGGCGGAAACCUCUUCCCCCAGAGCAGAAAGCGGCUCGAAGGACCGUGAACCUGACAAAGGUGCUGAAAACGUCCAGGAAGGAGGUGGGGGGCAGUGCCAAGCUGCUGGGGAAGCUGCAGCCGCAGCACAGCACGCAGGGCUCGGGACUGGCUAUGCUGAAGGAUCCCCCGGGCACCUUGGCUGGGCUCAGCUCAGGGGGGUCGGCAGUGGAAAACCUGCCCAACAUGAUGAAGAGCGGCUCGGCGAGCCCCAGCCAGGCCAUCAGCUGGCAGAGCUCCAUCGUGCACUACAUGAACAGGAUGUCCCAAAGCCAGAGCGCGGCCGAGAGCUCGGCCCUGGGCAGGCUGGCGCUGAAGGCACAGGCGGCCAGUAAGGGCAGCUUGGGGCUGGACUUGAAAAUGAGGAGCCAGAAAGGCUCUGGGGAGCUGGGGCUGAACGUGCAGGGACCCAAAACUGCAAAGGCUUCCGGCAGCAGCGCCGGAGGGGACCAGAAAUCGGGGUUUGCUGCCGGAGGCCAGAUGCUGCCCAACGGCAGCAAGACGCCGUCGAGCUCAUCUGGGGCUGGCAUCCAGCCAGCCUCCAGCCAGGAGCUGAACCUGCAGGCUCUGAACCUGCAGAGUGUCAAAAACGGGCCGAGCACGGCCAGCGGGAGCAGCGUCCCCCGGCACCUCUGCGGCUCCCUGGCCAAGGGCCCCGCCGGCGGCACGGCCAGCGCGGGUGCCAAGGGCGGUGCCGCAGGGCCCGGGCUGAACGCUGCCACGCUCCCAGGGGGGGACGGUGGCAAGAGCAAGAAGCAGACACAGCGGGCAGGUGACAGGGACUCGGCCAAAGGGGGCUCAGCUGGCGCUCAAGAGGGACACGCAGAGAGCCGCAAACCCUCCGCCCUGUCGGAAGCGAGCACGGGCGAGGACACCAGCUCGGAUUCGGACCGGGAUUCAGCUUCCCUCCCGGGUGCGGCUCAGAACAUGUCUGUGUCCAUCCAGACCAGCCAGGACUGGAAGCCCACCCGCAGCCUGAUUGAGCACGUCUUUGUCACCGAUGUCACCGCUAACCUGAUCACAGUGACUGUCAAGGAGUCCCCCACCAGCGUUGGGUUUUUCAACCUGCGGCAAUACUGAGCCCAGGAGCGUGAGAGGAGGGAGAGGGUCCUCCAGCCUCGCCCUCACCUUUGCCCAGUUUUUCCAUCGGGUUUUUUUUUCUUCAAGUGAACGUGGAGCCCUCGUGAGACCUGCUGGAACUCGUGUCUGGAAAGGCUGGACAAAUAGCGCAGUGAAACCCGCUCCAAACUGCCAGCCUGGAUUUCCUCCAGGGCUUCUCUCCAUCCUCUUGUGGAGCCGUGCCCCGUGCGGGGGUGGUCGAUGCCGUUCUCGGGGCGCGGGGGCACCGGUGCUGCCGGGGGUGUCAGGCUGGCCAGUUUGGAGCCAGGAUUCACUGCCCACAGCUCUGUUUGCUUUGAGACCCAGGGUCUGCAGCUCAGUGGCCACAGGGAGGUGUGGAGCUGCCACGGGACAGUCACACCUGGGAGAGGACUGGGAGAUUCUCUCCUGGGCUUCCUGUGGAUCUGUCUAUGAGCCACGGGGAACUGCAAGUCAAUCCAAAUGAGGCAGCUGCUGCUCCCAGCCCUCGAGGCUGUGGGGGUGCAGUUGUUUUUGGGGGUUUUUCAGGGUAUGCUCAGCCCAGCCACCCCCCUGGGCAAGGUCAUUUCCAAUGAUGGGAAACCCACAACGUUUCUGUUGGGGUUUCCAGCUGAUAGGGAAAUAUUGUUUACAUUUUUUCUUAAGGGAUUUUUUUUUUCUUUCAUGAGGGAGGGAAAUAACCCCAGUCUAUGACAGGUUGAGUCCUGGGUGCCACCAACAGAACAGGUGGCAGAGGUGCUUUUUUGGAGGGUGUCUCCUUUCUGCUGGAGGAAAGUCCUGCCUUGAGAGCCAGCAAGAUCCACCAGCUCCUCUGCAGUGCCUUGACUUCCAGAGGAACGUGAAUUUCUGGGCAGCCCAGGGAGCCCCCACACCACUCCUCUGCCUCAUCCUGGCAUUGCCAGCACCUCCACCUCCUGCUCAGCAGGUUCCAGGCACCCAUAGAGACCGAGCUGGGGGAUAUUUUUCAAGCCUUGCAGAACAUGUGAACCCUCCCAGCAGCAGGUGGGUUGGUGCUGGGACUGCCAGGACAGCCAGGACUGCUGCUCCCUGGGUUAGACUCAUGCUGACCAUCAUGGCUCUCUCCAGAAUGCUCAGAGGCUGGUCAAGGCCACCUGCAUAGGUGGUCAGGAGUGGUGGGAAAGGAGAGGAGAGAAGAGGGAGAAGGGCUAAGGCCGGUGGGCUCCUCAAGCUGCUGUUCCCCAAGGAACCAGAGCACUUGGGCAGCUGCUCACUUUUCCCUGGCUGUCCCAGCAGCUGGGGUGCUCCUUCUGGCUUCUAAUUGCACCCAGUAAUGGCUUUUCCACUGCAGUGUUUUCCCUACUGCAGAUUUCUCCUACAAGCCAAAAUUAGCAGCAGUUCAGGCAGAGUUUAGUAGCGUUUGAGGUCAUUUUAGUUCUGUUGAUGCUGAGUGCUUUUGUUGGAGGUGAUGAACAGCCGGCGGCCGCCUCCUGCCCUGUGUGGGUCAGAUGUCCCUCUGCCUAGGGGUCACCAGGUGACCAACCUGGCAGCAGGGAACGCAUUUCCCUUGGCCCCAGGCAGGGCCACUCACAGCCUCUUCAUUCACAGGAGUGUGGAUGCGUGGACCAAACUGGGGGUACAGGAACUUGGGACCCCCUGACGCAGCAGCCCCCCAUGGUCACGGCUGCUGCCAGCGGGGUCGUUCUCAGGUGAUGCCAAAAUGCCACGGCCUGUGCGGUUUUACCUUCUGCUGUAACUUUGCCAAACGAGCUCCAAGGAAGCCCUGGCCCGUGUCAGCAGGCAGCAG